UGAGGGCCGUAACACGAGCAUGUGCGCCUCUCGGGGGACGGCGUCGUCGGCGUCCUCCACACCCCGCAGCACCCUGGACACCGGUGACGCGCGGAAAGGACUGUUCACCGGACGGCGGUCUCAGGCUGAAAACGAGCGAGUGACAGCCGACCACGAACAUCAACCCCCUCCGACGGCGAGCGCGACGCGGCCCCGUCUCCUCGUCCGAGAGGCCCUGGUUGGCCUGGUCCAGACGGCGGGCCGCAAGCGAGAGCUGGAGAGACUCUUACAGUGGAGCAUCCGCCGCGUCCGGCGGGCCCUCCCCGACAGUGUCGCGGGCGGGAGAAGCAGGCGAAGCAGAGCGCCUUCCUGAAGCCCGUCAUCCUGGAAGACUUUCACCCAGAUUUAUGCCUCGGGUCGAUUUGUCGCGGUGGUUUUCACUGGAUGAAUAAACCGAAUGGUUCGCUGAAGUGGCCGCCACACCGGCAGCACAGCCUACAGUGGUGUGCGAUGGGCUGCCUGCCCACAGGCGCGGCCUGCGUAGCCUGCGCUGUAGCGGAACCGUCUCAGUUCCUUGGGACUCGUGACGUACGCGUAGGGUUCGGCCCCGGGGGAAACUCUCGGUCGAUUAAUAAACGAUGAGCACUGAGGUCGAUUCUUCACCAGGAUAUUCACGCCCAUCACACUUUAGA
Molecule: messenger RNA, 671 nt
Organism: Thrips palmi
Lineage: Eukaryota; Metazoa; Arthropoda; Insecta; Thysanoptera; Thripidae
Exons: 3
Coding region: 20-352 (110 amino acids)
Source: RefSeq, a predicted model, not a curated record